This is a messenger RNA of Paramuricea clavata, 11351 nucleotides long. The record is from the annotation of a GenBank genome assembly. Lineage: Eukaryota; Metazoa; Cnidaria; Anthozoa; Malacalcyonacea; Plexauridae.
GAAAGAGACAAUCAUACAUUCACCAGUCAAGAAUGUUAUCUCUCCAUUCAAACUGAAACGUAAAACUCCUGAGAAAAUCAACUCACCUACCAAACUCGGCGAACACAUAGAAGACGCCACAAUUAUCCCGGUAUGAAAUAUAAAAUAAUAUAGGUUGACGUUUUCCUUGACACUUUUCAUAAGUUUCCCUGACAAGUUUUGUUUGCUUGUGUGUUCGGAAUGUUAAACAUUUAUCUCAUGUCAAGGUCGCAUUUUGUUUGCCAAAACAAGUAUUUCUUGCACACUUGUUUAUUUUCCUUGGAGGCCGUAUACACACGAACAAAUGUUCCUUGUCCAAAAGUUGACAUGCAUGAGUACUUUUAGCUUUAGAACAAGGCUCCUUAAUGGAAAUAGACUACAUUUUAAUCUAAGUGAAGAGAAGGGAAUCAAACACCACAGCUAAAAAGAACAUAAUGAAAUUAGAAAAAUUGCAACAUUUGGUUGCGAAAUGUUGUAAAGCUUGGAAAAUGUACUCUAUAGUCUUGCAAAGUUUGCAAAUUUUGUAUAAUAUGUUUGUAUUACGUGCGGAAAUUGUUACCGAAAUUGUUGAGCCGAAGCUCAACAAUGGUAAAAAUUUCCGCACGUAAUACAAACCUAGACAAAAUAUGCAAACUUCGCAUGUUAGACUAUAUUUUCUGUUUUUACAACAUUUCGUAACCAAAUGUUGCAAUUUUACUAAUUUUAAUAAGUUCUUUACGGGAAUUUAACAUGCAAGUUGUCUAUUGGCAAGGAAAAUCCGUACACACGGGCAAAUAAAACUUGUCGAGGAAACCCUGCUCCUCUGUAUGGCGCUUAACUCGUACGCAACUCUUGUGUUUGUUUGACCGGAGCACGAGGGUUGAGAAAACUCCGAUGCAAACUCUCGCUUCUCAACUUUCACCAACUCUCAUCCUCGUUUGACCGGGCUGCAAGUAGUGCGAAUCUGUUUUAAUGAGAUUUUAAGCAAACAUUGGUAUAGGGUUUUUUAAUGCAUAGAGCUAGUGAAAUGAAUGAUGCAUGGUCACACAUGUAUAGUAGUUGAUGCAUGUUCCUUUCACUUCCUGCUACGGACAUGGUCCGAUUCCAAUAGUAGUAGAUGUUACAUGAUUAUAUGUAAGUACAGUAUGACGUCUCUCGCGCAAGAAGAGUGCUUGGAGUUUUGCUCUAAGGCACACUGCAGGUUUCCCCCAGCUUAAUACUAGUAAAGCUGGAGCAUACAUGCACAAAUGGCCCUUGCAGAAACACAGUUACUUAUAGAUUACAAAGGGUGCGAUAGCUUUUUUGUUCUACUACACGUCUAGUACUCCAAUGAUUAUUGUAACGUACUUGAAAUGCUACAAACUUAUAAAAUUAAGACUCAAGUUGUAAUUAGUCUUCAAGAUACUGUAAGGUGCAUAAAAGACAGUUUUCUGUAUGAAAGGUAUUUAUUCAGUAACCUGAAACUACGAGUGAGAACAAGAAAGAGCACCAUUGCGUACACACGCAUGCACUCCCAAGUCCGUCUUGUCCCAUCAGUCCAACCAUAUUUAUGCCAAGACAUGUCAGAUUAACACAUUUCUUAUAAUUACGGUUUUGAACACCUUGAAUUAAAAACGUUGGCUGGUCUCAUGGUACUAUAGCAAAAUGUAAGUACUCAGAUAGCGAGAGUCCAGCGCUAGGCCUCCAAGUCUCUCUUUCAUUGUCAUAUAGUAUCGAUCCACUAUAGUGUACAUUACAUGACGUAGAAAGGAGAGGCGGAGCGAGAAAGAGAGACUUGUCAACUCCGGAAAAUCUCGGUUCAAAACUGAAUCGAAAAUGCAAGACUUGCUUUAAUUGUUUUCUGUCAGUUUUUUUUUUAAUUAUUAUUAUACAAUAUUAGAUACUCCCAAUUGGGCUUUUCAGGAUGUAAUUACAAAUAUGAAAUUCUAUAUCUAAAAUAUCUAAAAAUUAAUUUUGAGUUUUGACCUAAGGUAUAACAUAUACUGUAGGCUAUAGUUCUAAAAUAUUCUAUAAAUCUGUUAAAAACCACUUUCGGUUAAAAAAUCUUCUAAUAACAUACGUUUGUAUUCUACUUUAAAAUGAGUAUACUGAGUAUUUAUUAUGUAUUGAUCUAGCACAGUGUAAAUAACAUGAGUUCCAUUAUAGUAAAUAAUACAGAAAGAAAUUGAAGGAAAACAAUUAAAGCAAGUCUUGCAUUUUCGGUUCAGUUUUGAACCGAGAUUUUCCGAAGUUGACAAGUCUCUCUUUCUCGCUCCGCCUCUCCGUGCUACGUCAUGUAAUGUACACUAUAGUGGACCGAUACUAUAUGACAAUGAAAGAGAGACUUUGAGCAAAUCUGGUACCUACUACGUGGUCGCUGGUGACAACAAAGAAGUGUCAGACCGUAAUAUUGACUAACCUGCCAACAAUCUAUACAACUACUGUACACCUAUCGCACAUUGUGUUAAUGAGACAGCCAACCAACAUACUUAAAUAUACAGGUACUUCGGUUUAGCUUAAUUCCUUUUCCUGCCAAGUUAUAGGCUGCUCUGUACUGUAAAUUUGGUUCAAACGUGUUUGCAUUGUUCUUUGGUUAUCUUUUUAACAGGAGGUUGAGGUACUUUUAGCUGAUCUCAAAUUCUCUGAAGGUGGAUCAUCUGACGAAGAAUACGAUCCUUUAAACGAUGUGAGUAUGGUAUUCGUAUAGUUUUUGGUCAGUAUUUUUCAACAUAACAACUUGCAAGGAUAUACAUAUCUAAGGACUCAAGUGCAAAAUUGGCCAGUACUGUAGUUCGAGAAAAUGUCUGUUAGUAGAACUGAAAAUUAAAUAGAACCCUUAAAAGAAUAUCUAUGUGAGAUAUUCUUAUAUCAAGAUCUGGGUAGACUUUAAUUGUGGAGAUCGUGCAUGCAACUAUUUAAUUGAUCGUAUAAUAAACUGGCAGAAUACGAAUUCUUUCAUUAUAGGCUACACUCCGGCGUUUGGAUUCUGUUUUAUUUUUUUCCACCGUUAAGUGUCUCGACUUGUAAGGCUGGUAAUUUACACUAUCAAAGUUUCUGUGAUCACAGUGUAUAGGAAUUUUGCAUUGGGUAAAUUCUUAAGUGACUUGUAAGAAAUUUCUGAGAAAUUUAUUUCUGCAGGAUGGAAGUGAAGAUGAUUCUGAAAGUUGUGUCUCUAAUACCAGGUAUAAACAAAGCUAGCCUUGUAAAUUAUACGUAUAUCGUGUGAUUAACCAGAGUAUGUUGGAUAAAUAACCAGGGGCUUCCGGUUAUUUGUCCACCUAACAUAGUCUGGUUAACUUAACCAGGUCAUCCUGGUCAAAUAUAUUAACCAGAUCUUGGUUUCAUAAACCAGACUAUGGUAGGAAGGAAGAUCAGAUAAAAUAACCAAGAAGUAUAACCAUUAAUAUUGAGGUAUCCCAAUAUAUAUAAGUUAGUCAGACAAAUGUUUGCACUGUUAUGACAACCACAGAUAAUCAAGCAUUUACAGUACUUGCACAAAUGAGUUUCGUGAUAACGACUUUAAACAUACUAUAUGUUUACGGACUGUUUAGUCAUUUAAUAAAUCUCUAAAUUGUGUAAAUAAAUAACAGGGUUUCCUGCACCUGACCAAAUCGAGCGCACCUGGCUGGGCGAAGGCCUACAAAUUUAAGCACAGUCCCCCCUUCUACAUAUAUCAGCAUAAGAUAUCUAAACAAAUUAGUCCCUGAUAAUCACAUCUAACACUAAUUAGGUCUAUGGUAGUUUGCUGAAUGCUGUAUGAAGUACGUCACUCAUGCUUAAGAGACUGACUUAACUUCCAACGAAUACAAAAAUAUCCAACUGCAAAAUUAACAUGUUAACGAUGUUAACAAUGGACGAUAACGUCCGCCCACACAUGGUGAAUUCAGUUACUGAGUUCUUGCCCGGUGAGGCUAUAGUGUGGCCUGGUAACUCGCCAGAUGUGAAGCCAGUUGAGAAGAAGCCGGUUGCACUCUGGCUAACUUAGCUCAAUUGUUAAUUGCUGGAGGAAUGGAUGGCUAUACCUCAACGCAGACUCGUCAACACCACAAGGCGACGAUUCAUAUUCAAUACCUGGAGGUGAUCGAGAAGCGUAAAUCAUUGAUUAAACAUAACGGUUGUGUUCAAUUUCAAUAAAAGCAUUCUUUUUAGUUUUGAAUUGGGUAUUUUUGUAUUCAAUGGAGUUUAGACAUCACAAUAUUCUUGAAUAAAAUUAUAUUUGAAGGAAGAAUUUCUAGCUUCUCAUUUUUCCACUGAAACAGACUUAUAUUUCCCGAUUGUGUUUUAUGUAGUGAUAUUUCGUCUCCUGAGCCAUUGCGUCGUACAUCACGUGCCAAGCGACGUUUAUUGAAUGAUUCCGUCAGCAGUCCUCAACCAGAUGAUUCUCAAAAGGACGAGAAUAUUGCGUUAAAAACAGGUACAUUUAUACAUACCCACAUUUUUUGCCCGUUUUUUCUCAUGAGCGUGAUUAGCAGGGGUGGGAAAACUAAAAAGUAUUAGACCGAUGACCAUUUGGUUCCAAAAAUUGCCAAGUUCCCAGAAAGUAGAAUAAGAAAAAAUAAAGGAGAGGAAUAAAGUGAAGGAAUGGCUCGAGUCCACAAAACAUACCGUUUCCCUCGAUUCCAGUGAUGGUAGAUAAACAAUGUAUGGUAGAUAAAUUAGGUCAUAUUCAGUCGAGUACCCUUCGUUUUCCGUUCGUACUUAGUAAGCCGCACGCUGGAAUAUUGGCAGAGAAUCUUUAGUUUUGUUACAGUGGUUACAGAAAUAUUUUUUCCAACGCCUAAACUGUAAGUUAACAUGCACUAGCAUAAAAAACAACGUUUCGAAAUCGUAUACUGACUCCAUUCUCAAGGUGCAUGAGAAGUCUGCGAGUUUAUUGAAUACUAUAGCUAGAUUUAUAUAACAUUUUCAAUGAACUGCCAGACUUUUUCUAUACCUUGAGCUGAAUAGAGUCGGUAUGAACUUCCAAAGGUUAAUUUUUAUCGCAGAUGUUUACUUGUUCAUGUAUUUCAAAACCAUUAAUUAAAUUUAACUACCCUUGCUAAAUUUGUGCCUGAGUGACUGGGAUCUACCUGUAAUUGACAUUACCAGCGUCGUUAAUAUUUUCCAGAUCAAGAGGAAGAACUUCCUUCGCCAUUUAAAGUUCCUUUACCACUGACGAAAUCAGCCGAGAAGGUAAGAGUUUUAUUGAGACAAUAGUUGUAUUCAUUUGUCUCUGCCAGGAGCUCUACAGAGUACCUCCCCGGGCUAAAGUCCUGAGGGUACUAAUUCCGUCUGACUAUUCUUAUUGGGGCAGAGGAAGACAUUCCAGCUAAUGAUGGUGGCUUUGUCAAAAAAUAGCGAAUUACAGUACAGUAUAACCUUUCUCACGAAGGCCAAAAUUCGCCAUUUUGGGGUACUGUCUGCCCUCGUGAAAGAUUCUAGACAAUUCAAACAACGUGAAAAGUGAUUUUUAAAAGUUGUAACUGAACUUUACCAUUAUAUACAAACAACUACAAUACGAAAAAGUUGCAUUUCGUGUUGCGGAGACGGCAAACGUGGGAGAGGCAGUACCCCCAAAGUGGCGGGAAAAUCGACCGUGAGAAAGGCUAUAUAAUUGCCUGGAAGGGAAAGUACUCCUUGUCAAAUCCAAACUGUCUAACAUUAUAUCCAAACUCUCAUACGUCAUUUCCUUGUCCUAUUAUGUAAUGACGAGUUCCUUUAUCAUUUAGUGAUUGUCUUUCAAAGGUGUUCGACAUUUUUAUUAGUAGAUAGAAGAUAGAAAAACUUUAUUUACCAACGCUAACCCUGUCAACCGAAGCUGAUUUCCACAGGGGGCGUGCAGUUUAUUAGUCAAUCUCGUUUGCCAAAUUCUUAUCACUAUCUAACUGCUUGAAAUAAAUUGCGUUUUAUAGAAAGAAACCGCAAAGACUGACUUGAUUGCCACAAGAACAAGAUCCAGACUUCCACUGACUGAUACGAGUCUUCAGAGUAUAGAAGGUAAAGUACCUCUGUCCUGAUGCGCUCUUAGGGGCUGAUUACAUAGGGAGUUUUCAGCCCGGGCUGAAUUUCAACCCCGUUAACCGAGUUGAAAUUGCUUCACGAUUACAUGGCAAAGUUGAGCCCGGGGUGAAUUAAAAUGUCAGUUCAAACCUGGGUGAAAUCUCAGCCCGCGCUGAAACGGUCAAAUCUCAAAACGGAGCUAUUCCGCUUCUUCGAAGAAUUUAAAAUGUAGUUGUUCAUGUCUAUAAUUUGACUUCUGCGAGACUGUGGUUGCAUUUAAAAAUAAUAGAACAGACAGAAAUGUUUUUUCAACCAUGGUUGAAAUUUCCCGUCGACUAUACAUGACGAUUUUCAGUCCGGUCAACCGGAAUGAAAUUUUCAGCCCGGGUGGCAUCAACCGCGCUGAAACUUCAGCUUGGGCUGAAACUCAUCCCGGGCUGAAAUUUCUGUCAUGUAAGCGUUUGCUGUGGUUUAAUAGGAUUUUAUCCUUAUAGGCCGGGCUGAAAUUUCAGGCCGGGAAACCGGGCUGAAAACUCUGCAUGUAAUCGGUCCCUUAGGUCUGUUCAUGUGAGUCCAGCUAACCAGGAAACUCACUUGAGUGAGAUCUCCAUACCCAGUGUUAACGCAUGUAAAAUUCAGUUUGUGUUCAUAUGAGAAACGAGCCAGCCUGGCUUGGUGAGAUCUCACCUUGCGCUAGAUGGUCUCCGUCAGGUGGAAUAAAAUGUUCCAUAUGAAUGCUUCGUCCCACGUGCCCGGAAUGGACAUUUUUCCCAUUUUGACGGAAAAUACAAUACAGUAUGGAACAGUCAUAUGAACACAGGGAUAAUUCAUCCCAUUCAGGCGAGCUUUCCGGUAAACCGGGAUCGUUUUAACAGGGCACGAUGGUUGGGGAAAAUCUCAUGCUUGAGACCUUGCUUAACAACUCAUGUCAAUUCACAUCAACUCAUAUCAACUCUCAGCGACGGCUCUCAUGAACUUACAUCAACUCCCAUCAACUCACAUUGGCUCUCAUCAACUCUCAUGAACUUACAUCAACUCUUAUCAACUCUCAUCAACUCUUAUCAACUCUCAUCAACUCUCAUCAACUCUUAUCAACUCUUAUCAACUCUCAUGAACUUACAUCAACUCUUAUCAACUCUCAUCAACUCUCAUCGACGGCUCUCAUGAACCACAGUUAUUUUAUUAACUUUAAUUUUAUUAACGUGAACUUACAUCAACUCAUAUCGAUUCUCAUCAACUUACAUCAAUUCUCACCAACUCUCACGAGUCUCAUCAACUUUCAUGACCAGGGCUUUAUGUACUAGAUAAAACAUGAGCAGCCGAUCUUUAGCUGAUAUGGCGAGAGUUUGUAUGUAUAUCAGAUAAAGAUCGGAUGCGAAUGUUUUAUCGUGCUUAAAAACGACCCAUCUUAUGGGUUCAUUGGCGAAGUAAUUUUAAAAAUAAACAUUGUCUAAGCCGAGAAAAUCAGAGCUGAAGUUUAUGUAAAUCAGGAUAAAUCUUUAUCCGAUUUACAAAGUUUAACAUUGAUUAAACAUUCAUUUCUUUUGUAUUUUCUUCAUGAAUUGUUAAUGAGUUUUUUAAGUCAUGUUAUUUAUUUCCCAUCCAGCUCAGUUUAUUCCUCCUGACCUCACUCCGGAUCUCUACGAUAUCAUCAAUUUGGAAGAUUUAGAACAAGAUGAUAUUGAUUGGCAGAAAUGGUUGUUUGGUCUUAAUGCUGAAAAAGGUACACAGUCAUGCAUGUUGGGAAAGCUUUGGUUGACAGAGAUGCAACUAUCUGAAAAAUACAUGAAAAACUUCGUUGGGAAGUUGCAUAAUAGGGCCGACGAAGGACCUUCGCUCGAAACGUCGAAGUUCUCCUUGUAUUUUUCAGGUAGUUGCAUCCCUAUCUAUCUGAGGCUUUCUUAUUAUUGCCACAACAGUACCUACACUGGCACACACCAUACAAUGUUAUUAUGUUAUUGAAUGUUUCAGUUUAUAAGACUUAAGCCGGUUUUCCACUUCAAGCGUACCGUACCGAGACGUAUCAAAAACGUUUUUAAAUUUCAAAAUUUUGUGUAUGUUGAUUUGUUAGCAAGGGUGGGUAGUAGCGAAGUAGUUGUAGUUCGCUACUGUAGCGAACUACAAUUUUCAAGUAGCCAGUAGUUUUUGACUACAUUUUUAAAACAGUAUAGCUGUAGUUAUAUAUUGACUACUUUUCAAACAGCAAAUCGCCAUUCGCUACUUUUAAAAAUUGUUAACAACUUGAUAGAAUAGCAUGAUAUUGAGACACGGUUUGCUUAAAAUCGAUACUCAAUAGUCAAUUUGCACUCCUGAACACUGUAGUGAUUACAAAAAUGUUGCUUUGUGUUUACUGUUGCUACUCGUAAGUCGAUUUGUUAUAGGUUACAUUACAGUCUGAGUUAGUAUAGAUGCUCCAAAUACAGUAAAACUAAAAAAUAUAGCGUAGCGAAAUAGCGAAAUAGUUCGCUACAUUUUUUAAGCAGUAGCUGUAGUCAGUAGCGAAAUACCUUUGUUCAAAAGUAGCAGUAGUUGUAGCUGACUACAUAUUUUUGAAGUAGCUGUAGUUAUAGCGAACUACAAAAAUUUUGUAGUGAAUCCACCCUUGUUUGUUAGUACUUCCGUAGUACGCCAAAAACCUGACUUGCGACGAACUUUUUAUUUUGAUACGCGAAUACACCCGGAAGUACGUGGAUUUAUAAACCUCUUCAAUCUGCGCAUGCUCACCAGUACGUUUCGGUACGAUACGGGCGAAGGGGAAAACCGGCUUUAAGGUGUCUAUGAAUCAUUACGUCAGCACAAAUGACAAAUAAACCAAUCAUUUAUAAAAUCAAGCACUCACUGCUUCGUGUUGAUUUGAAAAUGUUCUCUUCAUAACAGUGCUGGAAAAUGUCCAGCAACAUCGCAGCCAGGAAAUGUUUAACAAAAUAUCUUCACAGGAAAUUUUCUUACAUCUUUGAAAUAUAUACUGGAAUGCCAUAUAAUUUACUAUUUAGUUUACAAAAGCGUUUUGUAUGUGGAGAUUGUGUUCUGCUGAGUUGAAGUUUAUCACACUGUGCGGCACCACCAUACAGUACGUUCUCUAAAAUCUACAUAUGCAGGAGUUUUUUUUAUUUGACUUACACAUUAUAUACUGGAAUGCCAUAUAAUUUACUAUUGUUUACAAAAGCGUUUUGUUUUUAUUUGACUUACACAUUAUAUACACACAGUGGCGUAACGUUCAUUGGGUAGGGUUAGUUAAAAAACUAGGGCCCCCGACAGUUCGGGGCCCCCAUUAGUCACGGCCUAUCGUCCAGGGACCAGUUGUAUCAAUCCCGUUUAGCUAACGGUGUAUAAGUCAAAAUUAAAUAACACUUUUAUAUCUUUCGUGAAUCAGUCAACUUAAAUAUUAUGCACUAAAUAUUAUCGUUCUAUUAAAGUUCAAAACUUUUAGUUUUGUUGUUGAAUGAAUCUAUAGACUUGUUUUCUAUUUUGAGAUUAACCACCGUUUAAGCUAAACGGGCUUGAUACAACCGGCCCCAGAAAGUUUGAAAACAUAAAAAAUGCAAGUUACGAAUCAAUGGGAAAAUGCAAAAUUAAUAAUGCUAAAUAAUAAAGCCAUCGACAACAGUAGCUGAUUUUUUUAUUCCAUCUCAAAAAUAAACAAAAGUUUUUCUUAUUAAUUAGUUGUUGCAUGUGUUGGAGACUGUUAUUGUUAUUGACACGGAAUUUUCCAGAACAUUCUAUAAAUAUUCAAUAUAAAUAUAUGUAUUGCGUCCUAUGUAGUCUAUACUGCAUGUUGCUCGAGGUUUGAUCUCAUUUAAAAUGACUGUAUUUCUCGUCUUACAGGAGCGACAGACACGGAUGAUACCGAAGACUCUGAAUAUAAUUUUAUGGCGGACGAGCAGAAUGAAGAGCAAGAAGAGUAUCGAACUGAUCGAGCGGUGACAAUUUCACGUAAGAUGUGUUUAUUUUCCGUUCGUGAACAACCAAGGUUGACAGAAUGAAUGUUUUGGAAAUUCGAUUGAAGCAUACAAACUGUAUCAAAUAUAAAAAGUCGAGCCGAAGGCGAGAGGUUGUAUGUCUCCUCGGUUGUAUGUCUGAUACAACAGGGAAGCACACUGCAUGUAUGUGGCUUGUGAAACGUAAAUAUUUCAACAGUUGUGUUUUGGCUAAGAAAAUCGAGGAAAACAUUAUCCUGUAUGUAAUUCAGGAAAAUUAUGUAUGUACCUGUACUAUUUACAACAUGAGCGGGCGUGUUGUAUCAGAUAUAAAAGCUCCUGCCAAAGGCGAGAGUUUGUAUAUCCGAUACAACACGGACGCGAAUGUUGUAAGUGGCUCUUGAAACGUGUUGAUGAGAAUAUUCGUAUUCUUCAAUAAUUUAAAAUAAAUUAUUGAAAUUUGGUGGGAAAAAUCUUACCUUCACAGUCAUGAUUUCUUUUGUGUUUUGUUGUCUUCCCAAAUGUGGAUACAACACCUCAUUAAACAUUGAUUUUAAAAAUGUUCUUCGUAAAUUAUUAAUAAGUUUUACAAAGGUAUAAUAAUCAUAUCCUUCCUUGUCACAUGUGCAGUGUAUUUUUUCAUGUUAACGUUAUGGUUGAACUGUCCAUGCGUGACCCAGUAUAAACAGUCGCAUGAAGUAUAAAUACCCUCGUUCUUGUUCCUUGUGUCGGAUCAUUGUUCACAUCGUUCUCUUGGAGCCGUUGAAGAUUACAGUACUUAUAAAUAAAACUAAAAAAAAGAAAAGAAAUACAUGCAUGCUUUCUGCAUGCAUGCAGAAAUACAUGCAUGCAGCAACCCGUCACCCAUAUUUUCCAAACAUUGAAUUAACAUGAAGUAUUCCGAAAUGGCCAUAACCCGUCACCCAUAUUUUCCAAACAUUGAAUUAACAUGAAGUAUUCCGAAAUGGCCAACACUGAACGCAGGCUCGCGUUGUGCCCAUUUUAUAUGUUUGUGCCUGAAGAGAUUUUAAGUUUUAAAUUUUUUUUUGUUCAAAACGGCAAAAUAAUUGACAGAUUAGAACUUUUAACUACACAACAAUGAAUUUUGCGAAGUAUAUACUGUAGGUAUGUUAUUUUGCAUUUUGUGAGUUUUGAUUUAAAUUAAAAUUUAACUUAAAACGCUUCGUAACACCACAUAUGCACCAAUGCUUUCCUUUCCCCGGGGGUAAAUAGCCGGGUGGAAUUAAAUAACAAUUUUAGGGAAUUAGGGAACAAGAUUACAUAAAUUAAAUUUAAACUAAAAUUAAUAGUGAUUUUAUUUCUUAAUGUUUAGAGAAAGAGUUGACCGAACUGUUUGAACAAUUCUUUACUGAGGUAAAAGCUUGUUGAUUGAAUCCAUUUAUAUUAUUAACGCUAUAAAUAGUACAUUCUUAGACGGGAGAUUAUGUGAAAGUAUUUACAAAGUUUUAUUAAAAAUAG